AAGGUCAUACAUGAAUAACACGUUUGCAUGUUCACGGUUCUCUGACGUUGGUUAAUGGCAACAUGACAUGCAGAUACAGCUCUGGGACACGGCAGGUCAGGAGCGUUUUCGUAAAAGCAUGGUGCAGCACUACUAUCGCAAUGUGCACGGAAUUGUCUUUGUAUUUGAUGUCACUAACCCCACUAGUUUCUGCAAUCUUCACUUGUGGAUGGACGAGUGCCGUCAGCACUCUCUUGGUCUGGAUAUCCCCCGCGCCCUCGUUUGCAACAAGGCCGAUCUGGUCACUUCGACAACUGCUUCUGUGAUAAUCGUCCAGGCUCGUCACUUGGCUGAAGUCCACGGAAUGUCUUUUUAUCUUACUUCAGCCAAAGGUCCCAAAGGGGAACAGGUGGACAGCAUCUUUGUGACAUUGGCACAGAGGUUGAAGAGCCAGAGAAGGGAGAGUGUGAACGAAUGUGUAUUACACUGCAGAUCUGAGAGCUUCAAUAUCCCAGCAAGAGUCAUAACAGCACAAGAGAGCAAGAAGAAAUGGGCCUGCAUCUGCUAAUGGAUGGAUGAACUCGAGAG
Molecule: messenger RNA, 567 nt
Organism: Sinocyclocheilus rhinocerous
Lineage: Eukaryota; Metazoa; Chordata; Actinopteri; Cypriniformes; Cyprinidae
Product: ras-related protein Rab-33B-like
Exons: 3
Coding region: 68-547 (159 amino acids)
Molecular function (GO): GTP binding; GTPase activity
Source: RefSeq, a predicted model, not a curated record